Molecule: messenger RNA, 2787 nt
Organism: Aaosphaeria arxii CBS 175.79
Lineage: Eukaryota; Fungi; Ascomycota; Dothideomycetes; Pleosporales
Exons: 7
Coding region: 1-2787 (928 amino acids)
Biological process (GO): regulation of DNA-templated transcription; DNA-templated transcription
Molecular function (GO): DNA binding; DNA-binding transcription factor activity, RNA polymerase II-specific; zinc ion binding
Source: RefSeq, a predicted model, not a curated record
AUGGAUGGCUCGCAGGGCGGCUUCUAUAUGCCUGCGGCUGGUCCGCCGCUGACCAACCAACCUCCGCGCAUCUUUGGCAACAUCCCCACCGGCUCGCCCAUACCCGCUUCGCUCGCAGGCCAAAUGUUCAGCCAGGACGAUCUAGACGAUGGAAAUGAUCAAGGAGACCCAAAGAGGCGGAGGAUCGCGAGGGCUUGCGACAUGUGUCGCAAGAAAAAGAUUAAGUGCGACGGCAAGAUGCCCUCGUGUACGCACUGCCAGAACUACAAGACGGAAUGCAUAUUCACACAAGUCGAGAAGAAGCGACAACCGCCGAAGGGCGCCAAAUACAUCGAGGGCCUCGAGAAUCGUCUUGCUCGCAUGGAGUCCCUGAUGCGACUAUCAGGCGUGCUUCCGGACGACGAUGAUGGCAGCACAGAUUUGGCAACGUUGGAGAAAAGGCUGGCGGAUAGGGCAGGUCAAUCGACGCAAUCACAGUCAGUGCGUACGACACCUGCCCCACGAGCGUCUGAAGAGCGAAGAUCAUCUCCUUCACAGCCGACUCAGAAGGUUGGCAAUGAUACUCCGGUACAACCUGGCCUACCUAGCCCUACCAGUGGUGCCGCUUCGCCAGAGCCUGCGAGACUGAGCACUGAGGCCAAGGACAAGGAUGAAGAUACCUUAGCGGAAAUGAUGUGCUCAUUGGUGACGAACAAUUAUGGCGAAACGAGAUACAUCGGAUCUUCUUCCGGAUUCUCCAUCUUCUCACCCAAAGGUAUACAAUGGGUCAAUGAGAAAACUGGAGAUGUAUCAUUCCAGGACAUGAUAUCUACUGCAGCCAUCGACGACAACAAGUGGAUCCAGUGGAAGCCCGAUGUUUUCCAAGAUCUAUUCAAGCGACGUGUAUAUCGGCCGCUGCCGCCCAAGAACGAAGCCUUGUCAUUACUGAAGGACUAUUUCGAAAAUUUCAAUUGCAUGUUCCCACUGUUCCAUGAGCCAACUUUCAUGCAUCUUGUCGACAAGCACUACUCGAAGGAACCGUAUGAGGGCUCAGGCUGGUGGGCCAGUUUGAACAUCGCUCUUGCCUUCGCCCAUCGUCUUCGAGUCAUGAGCAACCUUGUGCCACAGGAGGAGGACGAAAAGGCAGAUCAAUAUCUCAAGAAUGCAAUGGCCGUCCAAGUCGAGUUGACCAUGCGAAACACGGAUCUUCUCAGCGUGCAGGCCCUUCUUGGAAUUGCGCUUUUCUUGCUCGGUACGCCAAAUCCCCAGUCGACAUAUUUCUUCGUCGCUGCUGCCCUACGUCUGUCACACAGCAUCGGAUUGCACAAAAAGGGCGCGGGUUUCAACCUCAAUGCAUCGGAAGUCGAGCAAAGGAAGCGAGUGUUUUGGAUUGCGUAUAUGCUGGAUAAAGAUAUCUGUCUUCGCUCCGGCCGACCGCCUGUUCAAGACGAUGACGAUAUGAAUGUGGAGCUUCCAAGCGAAGACCCUCCAGACAACAUCGGCAACAUCCCACUUGCAGAUGGUAAAGGAAAGCUCAACCUGUUCCGCCUCAUGUGCACUUUUGCAAUUAUCGAAAGCAAAGUCUACAAGCAACUCUACUCAGUCAAGGCCUCGAAGCAGACAGAUGGCGAGCUGCUGAACACAAUUGGCGAGCUAGAUAAAGAGCUGGAAGCAUGGAAAGACAGCAUACCACUCGACUUCCGUCCCGAGCACGAGAUCAAAGCAUCACAUACUCCCCUCAUUCUCCAUGUCGUAGUCCUCCAUUUCGGGUAUUACAAUUGCUUGACGACUAUUCAUCGCAUGAGUGUCCACCAUGGUUACUGGACGAGCCGACUAUCGAACUUUGCCAUCCAAGGUCUCAACGCCCGGCCACUAAACCCGCGUGUCUUCAUGUCUGCACAACUAUGUGUACAGGCCGCCCGUGCGUCCAUUCAUUUGUUGAAGUACAUCCCUAAGGGCGACUCAUCUUGUGUGUGGAUGGUGAUCUACUUCCCGGUCACAGCUCUCGUGACGCUUUUCGCGAACAUCCUGCAGAACCCAUCGGAUACUCGAUCGCGAUCAGAUCUCAAGUUGAUGAACCUAGUCGUCAAUUUCCUGAGCAUGCUCAGCUCUGAUGAGCGUAAUGGCAGCGUCAAACGCAUGCUAAGCGUCUGCUCCGAGUUUGAGCGGAUUGCCAAGAUUGUGUUAGACAAAGCAGAUCGCGACCAUGCAUCGAGGCGCAAGAGGAAGCAAGGUGACAGCGAACAGGAUGCGGAGAUUGAAGCCACCGCGAAUGAGAUUCUCACGCCGGCGUACCGUGCCGCACAGUCACCUCCACAGACCAACAAUCCCUCCACGCCCGGCCAAGUUCCCAAUGCCGAUGCCUUCAACCCUGAUUUCCAUGGCUUUAAUGAGCCAUUCCCAUUCUCGCCUAAUUUCACGCACGCAUCGCUCAAUGAUAACAAUCCCAUGGCCCAAUUCGGUUCGCCAUCAAUGGCCGCACAGCUCCUGCAGCAACACGGUGGUAUUCCCAUAGGCACGAGCGGCGGUGGCGGCGACACCACCAUGGGCGGCAUGAACAGCCUCAACUCGCUCGCCAUGGGCAACUUCGAGCAGAACUUCAACAACGUCCCCCACGACAUAUGGCGAAUGCCAAUGACGUUAGAAUGGGAUUGGGCCGACAUGACUGGGUUCACCGGCCUCGCAUCGACGGGCUACGAAGACGGAAUCAGCAUGAACGGCGUGAUGCCAGAUUUCUCCAACGGCGCCCAGGGAACAAGCGGGAUGAACAUGCAGGCGAUGAAUGGAAAUCGACAACAUCCGCGUUGA